This is a messenger RNA of Hypanus sabinus (Atlantic stingray), 2013 nucleotides long. Its product is annotated as cytosolic carboxypeptidase 3-like. Gene Ontology annotation, biological process: proteolysis. The record is from RefSeq and is a predicted model, not a curated record. NCBI's taxonomy places the organism in Eukaryota, Metazoa, Chordata, Chondrichthyes, Myliobatiformes, Dasyatidae. Gene Ontology annotation, molecular function: metallocarboxypeptidase activity; zinc ion binding. The transcript has 13 exons. The coding region runs from base 1 to 2013 and encodes 670 amino acids.
AUGGUAUUGCCCAACUCACCCAUGCCAAUGGUUGAAGAUGUGUACGUGCAGUUUAUGAGAAAGUAUUUUCCUCAGAGAUCGACAGGAUGUCAGAAUAGGCUGGUUCUCCCCCGUACAACACAGAUCGUGAUCGAGGAUGGAUUUGAAGGGCUCGUUCAUCGCCUGUGCGAACCUUGGGAUCUUCAUGGCCUGUCCACCAAGCGGACGGGUCAAUCAGUGUGCUGGCCCCAGGAGUGUGAGAUCAUUAAGGAGCGGAUUCGACACAUUGUGGGGAUUCCAUUAGAACCAGAACCUCUCUACACUCCAUCAGGACUGGAAGAAACACCAACCUGCACAGAUGCUGAGGAAGGUGAAGUGGUUUACAUCACCAAUAAAGCCAGCUCAAAACACUUCACCUUCUCCCGUGUGGGGGGCAGUGCUCAGCCCCUGACCCAGGCAGCCGUUAACCUCAACAGGCAGGACAACACGCUGAUAUUUGAGGCUCGCUUUGAGUGUGGAAAUUUGCAGAAGGUUGUGAAAGUGGGUGAGCGUGACUACAACCUGACACUGCACACAGACCUCUACACGGCCAGGCAUACGCAGUGGUUCUACUUCCAGGUGCAGAACACCCGCAAGGCGGUGCCGUACCGCUUCACUAUCGUCAACCUGACAAAGUCGAGCAGCCUGUACAACAGGGGCAUGAAGCCCCUCCUGUACUCCAGCAAGGAUGCCAGCGAGGGCCGCCUUGGCUGGCGCAGGGUUGGCACCCACAUCAGGUACUACAGGAGUACGUGCAGGGGUGAAGGGCGCCAGUUCUAUUCCCUCACCUGGACCUUCCAGUUCCCUCAUGACUCAGACACCUGCUACUUUGCCCACUGCUACCCCUACAGUUACUCUGACCUCCAGGACUACCUGCUCGAUGUGGCCACCGAUCCGGUCAAAUCCAGCUACUGCAAGACCCGGGUCCUCUGCCGCUCGCUGGCCGGCAAUAUGGUCUACCUGCUGACGGUGACCAACCCUUCCGAGAACCCCGAGGCGGCGGCCAGGAAGAAGGCGGUGGUGCUGACUGCCCGCGUCCACCCAGGCGAGAGCAACAGCUCGUGGGUGAUGAAGGGCUUCUUGGACCACCUCCUGGGCGAGUCGGCUGAUGCCCACCUGCUCCGAGACACCUUCCUCUUCAAGAUCGUGCCGAUGCUGAAUCCGGACGGGGUGAUUGUGGGGAACUACCGCUGCUCCCUCUCCGGCCGGGAUCUGAACAGGCGGUACCGCAGCCUGCUGAAGGAACGCUACCCCCCAGUGUGGUAUACCCAGAAGCUCGUCAAACGGUUGGUGGAGGAGCGAGUGGUUUUAAUUUACUGCGACCUGCAUGGACACAGCCGGAAACAGAAUGUCUUUGUGUAUGGAUGCCAGGAGCAUGGCACGAUGUCGUCCUACGUGAACCAACGAGUCUUCCCUCUCAUGCUGAGCAAGAAUUGUGAUGACAAGUUCUCCUUCCCAAGCUGUAAGUUCCACAUGAAGCGGGAGAAGGAAGGGACAGGCCGUGUGAUGGCAUGGAGGAUGGGAGUGGUUAACAGUUACACACUGGAGACCACCUUCUGUGGCUCCACCUUGGGGAACAAAAGGAAUACUCACUUCAAUGUGAGAGACCUGGAGGUGAUGGGCUUCCACUUUUGUGACACUCUGCUGGACUAUUGCGAUCCCGACCAGUCAAAGUACACACAAUGCAUUAACCAGCUGAAGAACCAGAUGAAGGAAGAUAUUGCAGCCAAAAUGGGAAUUCCUGGUGCUGCUUAUGACUCUGAUGCUCCACUCAGCGACAUCUUGUCCUGCAUUGAGUCCAGCACCACAGGAUCAAACAGCUCUGAAUCAGAUGAGCCCCCUUUGAAAUUAGUUGGCAAGGAAUGUGCUAAAUUCCCCAGAAAGCAGAACGUGGUGAAGAGAAGAAAGCAACUGAAAACCAAAGGGGAGAGGGAAACCUCCUACUUGAUCCGGAAGGCAAUGGGCGCUGAGAAGCAUCACAAGGUACAGUGUUAA